UACAAAUACAGCGCAGAAAGAACAGCAGGGAGCACAAAGGAAUUAAAACAGCAGCUCGGAAACUUUAAAUUCCAUUGUGUUGUGGUGUGAAUUCAUGUGAGCGUUAUUUAAACUGUGAGGUUUGGCGGAUGGCAGGCUGACAACUGCCCGGGGAAGCGCAAGGAAUGUGAGUGAGCGGUGUGGAGCAGCAGGGCGCACCGCUGUCUCCUGCUAUCGCUGCUUUUUGUCAGCUGAGCUGUUUGCAUCCCGAGGCCCAGCCGUUCACACAAGCCUCAUUCCAGAAGGACGCAUAUCCUGUACAGAGUCAGGAAGUGACUCCAACAUGGGGGUCAAAACCUUCACCCACAACUCGACCUCCCACAGCCAGGAGAUGCUGGAGAAGCUAAACGUUUUACGCAACGAGGGUCACUUAUGUGAUGUCACCAUCCGCGUCCAAGACAAGCUCUUCCUGGCCCACAAAGUGGUCCUUGCCUGCUGCAGUGAAUUCUUCCGCUCCAAACUGGUGGGCCGGCCAGAGGAGGAGGACAAGUUUGUGUUGGACCUUCACCAUGUGACUGUUAGUGGCUUCGCUCCUCUGUUGGAAUAUGCCUACACGUCUACCCUCUCCAUUAGCACAGAGAAUAUCAUCGACGUCCUGGCAGCUGCAAGUUACAUGCAGAUGUUUGCUGUGGCGAGCACGUGUUCAGAGUUCAUGAAGUCAAGUAUCCUGUGGAGCCCGGGUAACAACAACAACAACAACAACAUGACGGCAGAUAAACCGCACGAAUCAGCACCAGAGAGCGCCUCAUCCAACUGUGCCCUGACGCCACUGGACGGCAGCGUGUCACCUGUGUCGUCGGACUGCAGUGUGAUGGAGAGAAACGUUCCUAUAUGCCGUGAAUCGCGACGGAAACGCAAGACCUUCGUAACAAUGGCAUCACCUGAGAGCCCACUCAAAUGCACUACACAGAUCGUCACCACCUCCCCUCAGAUCCCCAACCCAUCCCCUUCAUUCUCAGACAGCACAGCCCAGCCUGUGGAGUCCUCCCUGGCCUUUCCGUGGACUUUCCCAUUCGGUAUUGACCGGAGGUUCCACUCGGACAAAUCAAAGCUCCCGGAGAGCCCUCGCUGUUUAGAGCAGGGAACUCCAGGGACCUCAGAGGUGGUGGUCGGCCGGCGGCUCAGUGACUUCCUGACGUGCGAGAGCUCCAAGGCAGUGUCGUCGCCAGUGCCAGCAGAAGAGGAAGAUGUGAGAGUGAAGGUGGAGCGUCUCAGUGAUGAGGAGGUCCAAGAGGCGUCCUCUCAACCAGUCAGUGCCUCCCAGAGCUCACUGAGUGACCAGCAGACGGUGCCGGGGAGUGAACAGGUCCAAGAGGAGCUCCUCAUCAGCCCACAGUCCUCUUCUAUAGGGUCGAUGGAUGAAGGAGUGUCUGAGGGCUUGCCGUCAAUGCAGAGCACCUCUAACGCUGGAGGACAUGCAGAAGAUGAUGAAAGGUUGGAGGGUAUUCAGUAUCCAUACCACCUGUACAUCAGCCCUUCAGCCCGACCCGGCACCAACGGCCCUGACCGGCCUUUUCAGUGUCCAACCUGCGGAGUCCGAUUCACACGCAUUCAAAACCUGAAGCAGCACAUGCUCAUACACUCCGGCAUUAAGCCCUUCCAGUGUGACCGCUGUGGGAAAAAGUUCACACGGGCCUACUCCCUAAAGAUGCAUCGGCUGAAGCACGAAGGUAAACGCUGUUUCCGGUGCCAGAUUUGUAGCGCCACAUUCACGUCCUUCGGUGAAUAUAAGCACCACAUGAGGGUCUCCCGACACAUAAUCCGCAAGCCGCGGAUUUACGAGUGCAAAACGUGCGGCGCCAUGUUCACCAACUCUGGCAAUUUAAUUGUACACCUGAGGAGUCUGAACCAUGAGGCAUCCGAACUAGCAAACUACUUCCAGAGCAGUGAUUUCCUCGUGCCCGACUACCUGAGCCAGGUACAGGAGGAGGAGGAGGUGCUGGGAGUCCAGUAUGAGCUGGAGGAGUCCCAGCAUCACGCCGUCUACCCGGGCAGCACCUCCACCUCCACCCCCACUGCCGCCUCGUCCUCCUCCUCAGUCCAGAUGCCUGUCAUCUCCCAGGUCUCCUCCUCUACCCAGAAUUGCGAGAGUUCCUCUGGCUUUCUUUCACCUGAGCCCCUGGAUCCCCUGGAAGCCCCAGCCUCCCUCAAGAUGGACGCUGACGAGACGGCAGCCAUGACAGAGGAGACCAAGAUGGACAACAGCGAAGGGGGCAGUUCCCCUGAGGUGUUUGAAGAAGAGCAGCAGCAGCAGCAGCAUGCCCAGGCCAAGGAGCUGGUUUCCAUUACCAUAGAAUGAUUCAAGUCUUCUACUUGCCCAUUAUGUCUUAUUUUGCAGCCAUGUCAUAUGGGAAUAUCUGUUGGGACAGCAUAAUGGCUAAAAUGGACGACCUGGACAUGUGCACAUGUUGAAACUUCAUCAUGUGAAGCCAUCAAGACACCAUGAUUGAAGUUACCUGAAGACUUCAGUUGCCUUAGUGUUGCUUUCCACAUGCAACUCACGUAUUUGAGUUAAUGUUUUACACCAAAUCCAGCAAAGUUGUUUCCUUUGCAGUUCUAACAUAAUUUCUACUGAAGCGAUGUCCUUGUUGGUGACAUUUCAGUAGAUCAUAAAAUCUGGAUUCAGUCCAUCCCCAAACCUCAGUUUUAAAGUAGUAUUUACCACCCGGACAAAGGAAGUGAACAGUACUUUUUAAGAGUCAUUUUCCAGAAGGUUGGUUGUUUCCCAUAUGACGUGAAUGCAGCGCUAGCUAAAGUAAUUUCUGUCUUAGCCAAUUUGAGGUCUGUUAAAUCCAAGCCUUGCCCUAUUUUUGGAAAGUGCCUGAGUUCCCAUUUUAACAAAGUAUCCUGUAGAGGAAGAAGAGGUCUUGACUUUGCCAACAGUGACAAAUCAAGUCUUUGCAAACUGAGCUAAAGAAAAAAAAAAAUACUUGUAUUUCAUUUGUAGUGAUAAUGCUAGUUUGUAUGGGCAGAGACUGUGUUAUUCCUUCAGUGCCGUCGCUAUAGGCAAACUGUUAAAUGUCAAUAUUAUCUAUAUUGCAAUAGCUUGUACUGUAGUUUUACUAUUUGAAUGCUGUGUAAGUUGGGUGUUGUGAAAUAUGAAAUGUCAGGUGUGUGUAUGUGCAUUUCUUUUUAUCAAUAUGAACUCAGUACAUUUCAUUUUUAAAUGUUUAAAACUUGAAAUUAUAUUGACAGAGUAUUCCCUUUAGAUGUUUGUGCAGUAUAUGAUUUUCUGACCUAUUACAAGUAUUUUUUUUUUUUUUUUAUGAACACUGUUGUUAAAUGAAACCUAAACUCAAGGAGUUUAGAAAAAAAACUCAGAUCAGCGCACUGAUGCAUCUUUUGUUUCAAAAUCCAAGCAGAUAAAUGAAAUGAAAAUACGACCAAAUUUCACAUUUUUCAUUAGGAGUUACAAAGUUUUCUCACAGCUGCAGUGUUGUUGUCCCACACGGGCUCUAAGAUAUGGUAAUGUAGCAUUUCAAGUUGAAGUUUUUCAAAUGGCAUUUUUGGGGUUUUUUUCCCAUUUAAACAGUUUGUUAAAGAUAUUGAUAUGAUAUGACUUUCAAAUUAUGGUCAUCCUGAUUUACCGAGGUACACUGCUGAUGUUCUGAGAUGUUGCAUGACUGUUGAAGUGAUAUUUCAUUUAGGUACACCAUGAUUGUCUAUUUUAACAUUUUAUCCUUGUGUGACGUUGUGGGUGAUGAAACAAGAAUAUUAUGUUAUCCCCAAAAGUGUGGAUUAACCACCAGCAUCCAGUAUUCUGUCAUUGUUUUGUUUUAUUUUGUUUUGUUUUGUUUUUUGUUUUGUUUUGUUUUGUUGUUUUGUUUUUUGUUUUGUUGUUUUUGUUUUUGUUUUUUUUUUUUUUUUUGUUUUUUUUUUUUUUUGUUUUUUUUACGUACAUUGUCACAAAUGGAAAAGCGACUCUGUGAAAAGUUCCCUGACUAAAAUUUGACUUACUUUUAGUUGCCGUACGCCUGCAGCCAGGGAAGCAGGACGUGAAACGAUCGGAUCAUGAUGACGGCUGUCUGUGAUGGCCAGUUUUCAGUCAGAACAGAUUACAAAGGGUGUUGGGUGUUAUGGGAUGAUAUUGCUUUGGAAGCAAUGGGAGCGUGCUAGUGUAUGAAUGCAAAUACUGUGAGUAGAAUCAUUAUAAAUGAUAACUUAAAUGUGUUGUUUUAGGCAAGAGCUUUUCCCUCAUCUUCAGCUGAUAACACGGUUUGACAGCUGAUGUUAUUCACUUCAUUUACUUUUUCUAAUGCUGAGCUUGGGUCAAACCUCCAGCUUCUGUUACCUGUGUUGUGCCAAUAUGGUUGUAAUUCUGUACUUAGACAUUGUUGUGCCUGUAUUUUGAGAAGAUAAUGAUACCCAUGGUGAUAAUCCAUGAGUUGAAUGCUACUGACUGUGAAUGGGUUUCUUGUUCAGUGAAAUCUUUUAUUUUCUGUUGACCCCUGAAAGUAGAACUAAUGGCCCACAUUUAGGAUUAUCACAGCAGGAUGUAAGCCCUCACAUACAGGGUUGAUUGUACAUGUAAAGAUGGAUACUGCUGUGAUAAGGACAUCAAUGUUACACUGUCCUGAUCGAAGAAAUCCACUUGAGAGCUAUCUUAAUAAGAGCUUGUGUGAUCCCGUGCCAUCCUAUCAGUCACUUUCUCAAAGUUGUGCCAUUUGCCCUUUUUAUCUGGGUACAAAUCAAGCUUUUUUCCUACAGGACCAAAUGUCCUCUAUCUCAUUGGGGAUUUGCCAUGGCAAUCAGUAACUGCACAUAAUAAAAUAAAGAGAUAAUCAUUUUAAGUGGUCCAUGCUAUUUAGCAAAGGGGUCCUGCUGUCUCGCCCCUGAAAACACUGUAUGAUGUUGUGCAUUUAAGAGGCUAGCCUUAGUAAAUGGACCUAUUAACUCUAGUUGCACAAUAUCAGAAUAAAAAAAAAACGUUUUCUAUUCUCCAUUUGUACGUCAUGCUUUUCAUCUGUUGUGUUCGGUGUCUGUAUUCAAACAACGUUUUUAUAAUGAAAUGCUGCUGUUUGUUGAAACGCAAAGUGCCCAAAAUAUUUUUGUGAACCAAUGGUGUGCAAUAAAUGGACAGGUGGUGUUUUAAAAGUUUUAAUUUUGUCUUUGAAAUGAUGAAUAUAUUAAAAAAAAAAAGAAUGUAUCAUUCUGUUUUAUUCAAAUGUGACUGAAGGUGAAUCAAAUAGGCAAGGACCCCAUUUGAUCUGUGAAACUAGGAACAAGGCUUUGAUAUCAAAUGACUGGUUCUAUUCAGCUCCUUUCUGUUUGUUUCUGAAGUUGCAUGUUCAUAUCGUUCUGUGAAGUGGAGAGCAUGUCUUCAGUUGGCAAUGCGUUCUGUCAAGGCCUUAUUUGUUGAUGACUCUUCAUCCAGCCUAGCUUUGAUCUGUUGUUCAGCAUGCCCUCUUCUUUUCUGUACGUUAUCCCUUUAUGUGCAAUGUUUUCAAAUAUCUUGAUUAUAUACAGGACAUGCCUUUUCAAUGUA
This is a messenger RNA of Toxotes jaculatrix (banded archerfish), 5524 nucleotides long. RefSeq names its product zinc finger and BTB domain containing 44 (gene zbtb44). Gene Ontology annotation, molecular function: protein binding; RNA polymerase II cis-regulatory region sequence-specific DNA binding; DNA-binding transcription factor activity, RNA polymerase II-specific. Gene Ontology annotation, biological process: regulation of transcription by RNA polymerase II; positive regulation of gene expression. The coding region runs from base 323 to 2338 and encodes 671 amino acids. NCBI's taxonomy places the organism in Eukaryota, Metazoa, Chordata, Actinopteri, Toxotidae. The record is from RefSeq and is a predicted model, not a curated record. The transcript is spliced from 6 exons.